Messenger RNA from Sorghum bicolor (sorghum), 1092 nucleotides. RefSeq names its product BTB/POZ and MATH domain-containing protein 2. The transcript has a single exon. NCBI's taxonomy places the organism in Eukaryota, Viridiplantae, Streptophyta, Magnoliopsida, Poales, Poaceae. Gene Ontology annotation, biological process: protein ubiquitination. Gene Ontology annotation, molecular function: protein binding. The record is from RefSeq and is a predicted model, not a curated record. Bases 1 to 1092 code for a protein of 363 amino acids.
AUGUCAACCAAUGCAGCGUCUGCCGUUGACAUCAUCGGCAGCGAUGGCGAGGCCCUGACCACGACGUCGGCUAUCGUAGCGGAGGCUGUGACCGGGUCGCAUGUGCUCCAGAUCAAAGGUUACUCUAGGACCAAGGGAGUCGGCAGCGGCAACUUCAUCAACUCGAGCACAUUCUGCUUGGGUGGCCACCAAUGGUUUAUCAGGUACUACCCUGAUGGUGAUUGUGUAGAAAAUGCCGAUUGGGUAUCCCUCUUUCUGCACCACAAUAAUACCAAUGAUGUGGAGUUCAAAGCUGGAUUGAAAUUCAGUGUUCUCGACCACACCGGUAAACCUGUGCCAAUGUUCAGCAAGAAAACCUCUACUACUUUCUCCCCCAAUCGUCGAUCCUGGGGUUUUGACAAAUUCGUUGGAAGAAAGGAACUGGAGCUGAGGGAAUCGUCUUAUCUGAAAGAUGAUUGCCUUAAAGUAAGUUGCGAUGUCAUCAUCUCUAAGGGCAUCAGCACAGAGCCCACCGUGCAGUUUGUCGCCGUGCCGCCAUCAAACAUGCAUAGGCAUUUUGGUUCCCUCCUCUCAGGCGCAGUUGGGGCCGACGUCUCAUUUGAGGUUGCCGGAGAGAUGUUUGCUGCACACAGGAGCGUGCUGGCGGCAAGGUCAUCAGUUUUCAUGGCCGAGCUGUUUGGCCACAUGAAGGAGAAGGCAAUGAAGUGUAUACAGAUACAAGACAUGGAAGCAAGGGUGUUCAAGGCUAUGCUCCACUUCAUCUACACUGACACCAUGCCUGAGAUUGACAAGGAGGAUGUGUUUGUGGUCACUCAGCAAUUACUUGUAGCAGCAGAUAGAUAUGAUCUAGAGAGGCUCAAACUGAUUUGCGAGGACAGGCUCUGCAUGUGCAUUGACACAAGCACCGUGGCGACGACAUUGGCAUUCGCUGAGCGGCAUGGCUGCCAUGGGCUCAAUAAUGCGUGUUACCAGUUGCUGAAGUCGCCUAGCAUUCUGGAGACAGUCAUGGCGACUGAGAGCUUUGAUCAUCUCAUGACUACUUGCCCAUCUCUUAUCAAGGAGCUGCUGGCCAAGAUAGCUACCUGUCCAUGA